This is a messenger RNA of Acanthisitta chloris (rifleman), 677 nucleotides long. Its product is annotated as ephrin type-A receptor 10-like. NCBI's taxonomy places the organism in Eukaryota, Metazoa, Chordata, Aves, Passeriformes, Acanthisittidae. Gene Ontology annotation, biological process: axon guidance. Gene Ontology annotation, cellular component: neuron projection. The record is from RefSeq and is a predicted model, not a curated record. The annotation marks the transcript as partial. The transcript has 2 exons. Gene Ontology annotation, molecular function: protein binding; transmembrane-ephrin receptor activity.
UUGUCCUGCUGGACUCCAAGGAAUCGCAGGCGGAGCUGGGUUGGACCUCACACCCGUCGAACGGGUGGGAAGAGAUCAGCGGUGUGGAUGAGAACUACAAGCCGAUACGGACGUACCAGGUCUGCAAUGUCAUGGAGCCAAACCAGAACAACUGGCUGCAGACGGGCUGGAUCGCGCGGCGCGACGGCCAGAGAAUCUUCAUCGAGCUCAAGUUCACCCUGCGGGACUGCAAUAGCAUCCCUGGCGUGACCAGCACCUGCAAGGAGACUUUCAACCUGUACUACGUCGAGUCUGACUCCAACCUGGGCCAGAGCGUCCGUGAGAGUAAGCACACCAAGAUUGACACCAUUGCCGCCGACGAGAGCUUCACACAGGGGGACCUGGGCGAGCGCAAGAUGAAGCUGAACACUGAGCUGAGGGAGAUCGGGCACCUGAGCAAGAGGGGCUUCCACCUGGGCUUCCAGGACGUGGGUGCCUGCGUGGCGCUGGUCUCCGUGCGGGUCUAUUACAAGAAGUGCCUCGCCACCGUGCGGAACUUGGCCGCCUUCCCGGACACGGUGGCGGAGACAGCCUUUGCCACGUUGGUGGAAGUCAAGGGCACUUGUGUGGCUCAUGCUGAGGUGGACAUGGAUAGCCCCCCCCGGAUGCACUGCAGCGCAGAGGGCGAGUGGCUGGGG